ACCUGGUGUUGGCAAUACGGUACCAUCAAGAAGACGAGGCAGCCCACGGUAAACUAAACCUAUCCAGAGGUGUUGGAGUGUCGUGGGGUGAAAAGGACCCACAAUGUUGAACCCGACCAAUGGUGACCCAAGCCACGUUGUGGUGAAUUAUGUCGAAGAGUAUUUGGACCUAGUGGAGUCUCUACCUUUCGACCUGCAGAGGAGCGUGUCCCUCAUGAGGGAAAUAGAUGCAAAGUAUCAAGAUGCACUCAAGGAGCUCGAUGAUGCAUAUGAACGGUAUCGCCGAGAAUUGGACUCGCUUCAGAGGCGCAAGCUUCAGUUAUCCAUCCAGAGGGCGCUGAUCCGCAGUCAGGAACUUGGAGACGAAAAGAUCCAGAUUGCUGGUCAAAUGGUGGAGUUGGUGGAGAACCGAACCCGACAGAUAGAGUGGCAUUCUGAGGUUCUCCUCUCCUCUCAAGAAGUCCAAGAAAGCCAUGUUACUACGACGACACCAAUGACAACCGCUUCUGUAUCCCUGAUGUCGUCUUCUUCGGCCACGGUCACUCCAGGCAAAUCCGGCCACCACGACAAGAAACGAGAGGAGGUCACCCCAGGAUCGGUUGGUGGAGACAAAGGCGGGGGGAAGCGCUCGAGGCGUCAGAAGAAUGGAGAAAAUCGGGAAUGCUACGGGGGUCUUGAUCACUCGGAAGAAGUGGGCGCUCCUCGGGAAAAGAGGGCCAAAACGUCUUCCAAGAAGAAGAAAAAAUCUAAAGGGAAGUCAGAGAGAGAAGUGUCACCUCCUGACCUGCCCAUAGAUCCAGAUGAGCCAACGUACUGCUUGUGUGAGCAGGUUUCCUACGGAGAGAUGAUUGGCUGUGAUAAUGAUGUAUGUCCAAUUGAGUGGUUUCAUUUCUCUUGCGUUGGGCUGCACCAUAAGCCCAAAGGCAAGUGGUACUGCCCCAAGUGUCGGGGUGAGAAUGAAAAGACCAUGGACAAAGCCCUGGAGAGGGCGAAAAAGGAGAGAGCUUAUAACAGGUAGCUCGCUCUGCCCGGCCCAAUGAACACUGAAUAAAAAGCUGCAAUUGUAUGUGUUUGUUUUCAUUUAAAAUUAGCACUGUUAUGAAGUAUUGUACUGAUGAGAAGGAUCAUUUAAAAGUUAUUUUUGUAGCUGCUGUAAACCUGAAGCAAGAUAUGCCUCCAUCAGACUUGUAGUAGUUGUAAAAUAUUAACGGUAAGAUAACAGGUCCAUGUGCAUGCUUUGAGAUCUGUUCUGCACUUGCAUCCAUUUCUGUUUCCAGCAAGUCUGCUCAUUCAACAAAUAAACAUAUAACUUUUGUCUGGUAUAA
This is a messenger RNA of Girardinichthys multiradiatus, 1325 nucleotides long. It is a transcript of the gene ing1, whose product is annotated as inhibitor of growth family, member 1. The transcript has 4 exons. Gene Ontology annotation, cellular component: nucleus. The record is from RefSeq and is a predicted model, not a curated record. The coding region runs from base 104 to 1018 and encodes 304 amino acids. Lineage: Eukaryota; Metazoa; Chordata; Actinopteri; Cyprinodontiformes; Goodeidae. Gene Ontology annotation, biological process: positive regulation of DNA-templated transcription.